GGCUAGAUAACCAAGUUUGUUUUAACGGGGAAUAAAACGUACCCAGCUAUAUUGACAAGGUGCUCACCCAAGCUAGCACUAUACCAGAACGAUAAUCAUGGAUCAUGGAUCUACACUAGAAUACACAAUUACAAGCCCAAAAGCAGAGCAGGAUUCAGAAAUGGAUUUCGGAGAGAACCCCGAGUCUGAGUCGGAACCAGACUACCUUCCCAGUCCCACUGCCCCAGAACCUGAGCCCAAUGUGACUGUGAAGGAAGAGGGGGAGGGAGAGAGCGACAUGGCUGACCCAGACCACCUCCCAGGUCUCACCGUGGCAGAAGGACCCAGAUUUAAUAUGAUUAUCAAAGAGGAGGAGGAGGAGGAGGAAGAUGAGGAAGAGGAAGAUGACAUGGUUUACCCAGGAGAGAGGAUAAAGUCGGACCCAGACUAUCUUCCAGAAGUGACCGUGGCAACGGGGCAACCACAACACCAGAAGAAGAAGAAGAAGGCCGCGAAGAAGCUUCAUCCAUGUCCUGACUGUGGGAAGACAUUUGACAGACCAUCACACCUAGAGAGACAUGAGAAUACCCACACCAGAAUCAAGAAGCUGGCCCCUGACUACACUUGUUCUUACUGUGGCAAGAUCUUCACUAAACCGUCAAAGCUGGCUCGGCACGAGCGAGGACACACUGGAGAGAAACCGUACUCUUGCUGCAAGUGCGGGAAAUGCUUCGCCGAGCCGGGGCACCGGAAGAGCCACGAGCUGACUCACAACGAAGAGAGGCCGUACACCUGCGCCGACUGCGGGAUAGGCUUCUUCAACCAGUCCAAGCUGCAACGGCACCAACGCACACACACAGGUGAGAAACCGUACUGCUGCACCGAAUGUGGGAAGACCUUUGCUCGGUCAGGAGGCCUAAAGACUCACUGGCUAAGCCACACGGGAGAAAGACCAUACCUCUGCUCUGACUGUGGGAAAAGCUUUUUAAGCUCGGGGGACCUGAAAGUCCACCAUUUGACCCAUACUGGCGAGAAACCGCACUGCUGCUCCGUGUGCGGGAAGGGUUUCGCGCAGAGGGGGAACAUGAGGGCUCACGAACGGUCUCACUCGGGGGAAAGGCCUUACAGCUGUGCCGACUGCGGGGCAAACUUCGCCCAUUCUAACUAUUUAAAGAUACACCAGCGCAUUCACACGGGAGAGAGACCCUUCCCUUGCCCCGUCUGCGGCAAGAGGUUUAUUCUAUCCGGGCACCUCGGAAGACACCAGAAAACACACGUACCGAAAAAGGACAAUUAGGAGAACACGCAUAUCAAACACACACGGGACACACUCAUGAGCUCACUGAAGUAUAGUUCAUUUGCAUAUAUUAUCAUGAACUACAAUGAAAGGGGUGAAGAACAAAAAUAAAAGACACAUGAUAAAAGUCCUGAGAGACGCGUAAGGGAUGCUCCCCGUGAAGCUCCGCCCUCCACCCUCCUCUAAGGGAUGCUCCCCGUGAAGCUCCGCCCUCCACCCUCCUCCUUCCAUCCUGUGUUGUGUCCCAAAUGACACCCUGUUCCCUGUAUGGUGCACUACCAGGGCCCAUGUGCCUCAGGUCAACAGUAGUGCACUAUACAGAGUAGAGGCCCGUUUUUACUGUUUUCAAUCUAGACAUUGUAUAGAAUUUAUUUGGCAGGUUGUUGUAUGUAAGCGGAUGUAAUAUGUUGUGUGUCUUUUUGUCCUGAACUUUUUUUUGGUGGUUUUAAUAAUGUAAGAGCUCUGGUUAACUGUAAACCACGGUUUCACGACACAGUGAAUACAGACCCCUUGACUUUUUCACAUUUAGUUACGUUACAGCCUUAUUCUAAAAUUGAUUAAAUUGU
Messenger RNA from Coregonus clupeaformis (lake whitefish), 1842 nucleotides. Its product is annotated as gastrula zinc finger protein XlCGF17.1-like. The record is from RefSeq and is a predicted model, not a curated record. The transcript has 4 exons. Gene Ontology annotation, biological process: regulation of transcription by RNA polymerase II. Gene Ontology annotation, cellular component: nucleus. The coding region runs from base 98 to 1276 and encodes 392 amino acids. Gene Ontology annotation, molecular function: DNA-binding transcription factor activity, RNA polymerase II-specific; RNA polymerase II transcription regulatory region sequence-specific DNA binding. NCBI's taxonomy places the organism in Eukaryota, Metazoa, Chordata, Actinopteri, Salmoniformes, Salmonidae.